Messenger RNA from Nicotiana attenuata, 3437 nucleotides. RefSeq names its product testis-expressed sequence 10 protein-like. The transcript has 21 exons. The record is from RefSeq and is a predicted model, not a curated record. Lineage: Eukaryota; Viridiplantae; Streptophyta; Magnoliopsida; Solanales; Solanaceae. Gene Ontology annotation, cellular component: nucleus. Bases 110 to 2788 code for a protein of 892 amino acids.
AUGCAAUUAAUUAAUAUGCUCUCUUUUCUUCCUCCUUCGCGCAAAACCUUAAGCUCAAAAACCCUACCUACUUCAAACACACCCACCACCUUCAUCGUGCUUCCAAACAAUGGUCAACAAGUCUAAAGCUCAGAAGAAGCAAAAGCGUGGUGUUGAUUUCAAAAAAAUAAAAAGGAAAAUUGGAAGAAAAUUGCCUCCGGCCCAGAAUGCUACUAACACUGAAAUCAAAUCCAAAGCAAUUAUUCUACCUGAGCAAAGUGUAGCUUCAGAGAAGGCUGGUUUAGCUGUGAGCAAGAAAGGUUUAACGUUGAAAGAGCUUCUUCAGCAGACAAGUCAUCACAAUGCUAAAGUUCGUAAAGAUGCUUUAAUUGGAAUUAGAGAUGUUCUUCUUAAAUUCCCUGCUGAAUUGAAACUGCAUAAGCUUGCUGUUAUUGAGAAACUACGUGAACGUAUCAGUGACGAUGAUAAAUUGGUCCGUGAAACACUCUAUCAGCUUCUCAAGUCAGUUAUUUUUCCUGGCUGUAAAGAGGAUAAUAAGGGACCAAUUAAUUCCUUGAUGAUGACAUAUAUAUUUAAUGCAAUGACAAACAUGGCUAUUGAAGUGCGGCUGAUGGCUUUCAAAUUUUUUGACCUCUUGAUCCAGUAUUUUCCAUCAUCCUUUUUAUUUUACGCUGAAAAGAUUCUCCAGAACUAUGAGGACAUUCUGCAGAAGAACAAAUUUUACUUGCAAGACAAGGGCAGGCUAAAGAAUGCUCUUGCUGGGUUGGUUCGCUGCUUGUCACUGUUACCAUGCAGUAAUCAGAAAGAAGGCAACUCCUUAAGCGACAAUGAUGCAGCUCGGGCUAGCUUGCAUGCUUUUGACCUUGAUGUCUCCAAUAAAUCUACUGGUCUUUCUGGUGUUGUCAACAAGUUGACAGAUCUCUUACCCAUUCUAGUUAGCUGCUUCCAGGACUUUAGUCCACUGAUACACUCCACAGCCCAGAUAGAUGCACAAUCCUUCGAUUGUAUGUUGUCUUUACUUCAAAGCAUUGAUCUUGUGGUGAGGUUCUUUGUUCAUGCGUCUGGCAAAUAUCAACAAGACUCCCAAAAUCUGCCACCUCACCAUAAAAACAACCUUAGCAUAUGUGACCAAAGUAUUUCAGUAGUGAAUUUAAAAAAGUUAUGGGAUGAGUUCCCCUUGAGUCCGGUUCAUUGCUUGUCAGAGAAGGACGGUGACCGAUAUUUCACACUGAAUAUUGCGAUUACAGAAAUAUUUUUGCAACUAAGUUAUGGGUCCAAAUUAUCUCCUGCAUUGUUGGAAAGAUUUCUGGAGUUCAUCGAGAGUUCUCUAUCUGAAAAGAUUUGCAAUGGCAGAGAGGCCGGUAAAGUUCAUCAUGAGAAGCAUUUAGUUCCACUGGUUGCUUUUACCCCAAAACUUAUUAUGCAAGUGUCUGGUACUUGGAAGUCUUUGAUCAAUGAUGGUGCUUGGAAGUCUCGUAUCCUUCAGGCUUUCACGACAGUUUUGCAGAAAUGCAGUCCAGAGUCCUCAAUGAAAUUGGUUUGCCUUUCUGCUAUUGAGGAAAUGCUACUUCCUGAGCAGGAUUGGCUUUAUCUGGAUCCUAAGGAUCUUGAAAUAUUUAAUCAUCAAACUGCAUGGAUAAGGGAGCUUCCAAAGCUGUUAGUCCUCUUAGGUGAUAAACACCCAUUACAUGCAAAGGCUGUGUUACGUCUUCAACUUCGUCUUGGACAAGCUGCUAGUUUGAAUGGUCCACUGGCAAAAGAAUAUGACAAUAUGCAGCACAUAAUACGAGAUUUUUACUGCACCUGCCUCAAUGGAACUGUAAGCUAUGGUCCGUUCAUGAGGCUUCCUAGAGAUAUUCAGGAGCUCUCAAUAUGCUGCCUAUAUUACUUUUCUUUCUUGGACACUGUGCUACUUCAACCUUUAGUCUCAUGUUGCAUAUGUCACGAGUUGGAACCAUUUAUCCUUUUCCGAAUCAUAGAAGUUCUGCACUCAUCCUACAAAGCUGGCCAUAUCCAGAUUGCAGAUUAUAUUAGCUUCUUCAUCACUUUGCUUUCACGCUUUCAAGUUUAUCCUGAGAAAAUCUAUCCUACUAAGAAGCAUGAAGGGAAGUCAAAUCGUGGAACCUUCAAAUCAGUUGUUAGGGUUGUUUGUUCUUGUUUGUCGCAGAUUGGAGAUGAUGUGCUCGUUCUGCAGUUGCUGGAAAAAGUUGUUCUUGAUGAGAUAUCUCACAAACGACCAGUAGAUAACAUAUAUGGUUUUAUAAGAUUGCUUAUCACACUGGAUUCAAAACCUACAAGACUUUCCGAGCAGACAAUAAAUAGAUUAAGCGAUGUCCUUCCGGAGUACUUCUUAGAUGUUAUGACUCACAUUCCAGAGGAAGAUAAUGAGUCUUCUAAGAUAUUGAUUCGACAGACGAGGCAUUAUUACCUCCUUCCUGGUUUUUUCUUACUUGAUAGGAGUAACAUACUGUUAAAUCAGAUAUUGAAAGUGAUGGAAUCAUUCAUCAGUGCCAAUGUUUCAACGCUUUUGCCUCAUCAGGAUGGUGCUUUGGUGAAGGAUCAUUCAAGCAGAAUUCUUUCUAUAGCCUCUCUUCUCUUGCUUAUGCAUGGGGAUGUUAAGAUGCAGAAACUUCUUCUGGCAUGCAAGACAGAGAUUACGAAUAUAUUACAAAGCAUGCUUACGCUAAAGUCUUCUGGGGAUAUUACCAUAUCAAUUGAAGAAAGACAUAAAAUUCGAAGUGCUUAUGAUAGACUGGUUGCAGCCAUUAGCACAUUGGAAUACGACUAACCUGGAAUAACAAGUUCGAGACUCAAUGGAGUUCAUGGUAAAGAAAGAGUUCAGCAACACAAUAGUCAUUCAAUUUUCUUUGAUGACAUCUAAAAGCUAACGUCUGCCAAUAGAGUGGAGAAAUUAUGGGACACAUUUGGCAGAAGAUAAACAGCAUUCAGUAAGUUGUGAGAAACGUAAGUGUCAAGUCUGUUCUGUUGCAAGAACUCAAGAGACAUCUCUGUCAACGGUGAACAUCAUAAGCCUUGUUAAGUCAACAGUGUAAGCUGUGUUGUCGGUGACUCAAUCUGAUGUCAACUCAAGUAAUGAUUAGGAUGCUAUUUGGCAAUUUGAUUUUUCCAUCUGCAGGUUUUGGAUAAGUUACAAUUACAAUCGAGUCUCAUUUCGUAGGGUAUUCCAUAAUAGUCAGUCAGCACCCUACAUUUUAUAGUCACAUUUGUAAUUUUGUGUUCUUGCCAUAACGAGAAAAGGCAGAGAGAGAAUGAAGGCAUAUAGGUAUAGGAUCCAACAGCAUAUGUCAGGGCUCUAACAUUUCCUUCAAGCUGAGUUUUGCAAUGAAUUCUAAUAACAAGUUAUUUUCGAAUGUAAAGCAACUCGAAGACUGAUUUAAGGAGUAGUAUUUGUAUUAUGUUCGUUAGUUGUUUUUCCA